Molecule: messenger RNA, 813 nt
Organism: Saccoglossus kowalevskii
Lineage: Eukaryota; Metazoa; Hemichordata; Enteropneusta; Harrimaniidae
Molecular function (GO): zinc ion binding; 5-methyltetrahydropteroyltriglutamate-homocysteine S-methyltransferase activity
Source: RefSeq, a predicted model, not a curated record
AUGCCGCUCCGUACCACUGUGAUCGGCUGCUACCCGAAACCAGACUAUCUAGAAAUACCAACUUGGUUCAAGCCUAAUUUCGACUUAAGCCCAGCUCAUUACUCCGAAUACUGCAGGAAGAUGCCUAGUGAUGAAUUGGAAAAACUGGUGAAGAAAGCAACGAAAGAUGUGAUAAAGGAGCAAAUCGAAAUGGGUAUUGACGUAAUCUCCGACGGCGAAAUGAGAAGAGAUAAUUACGUAUAUUAUUUCUGUCGACACGUCAAUGGAUUUGAUUUCAAGAAUCCAGUUGUGAAACCCAUCCGCAAUGGGGCGUGCGAAAUUCAUAUGCCUCGAAUUAUUGGUAAAAUUGGACAAUGCAGUGAAGACGAUUGGGUUGCCAAAGAAUGGAGACUAUCCCAGGAUAUGUCACGUGUUCCCGUGAAGUACACCGUACCAGGUCCGAUGACGAUCAUCGACUCAACACACAACGAAUAUUACAGGAAUGAAGAGUUGAGUGAAGAUUUAAUAAAAGUAAUCAACAAACAGAUUUUAGGACUGGCAAAAGCAGUUGCAAUUGAAGAUGCUCAUCGACACAAUGACCUAACCCUCCUUAAGCACUUUAAGAAAUCGCAAGUUGUUCUGGGAGUCGUUGCCGUAGCUAGAAGUCGUGUGGAGACUGCGGAAGAGAUACGUAGUAGAUUGUCUGAGGCAUUGAAGUACAUUCCCGCUGAGCGAUUACUGGUGGCGCCUGACUGUGGACUGGGGUUUCUACCGCAUGGCAUUCUUAAACAAAAGUUACAGAAUAUGGUGAAAGCUGCCAAGUCUUUACCGUGA